UUUCUCUUGCUCUCCCCCCUCCGCAAACCCGUUACGCUGCUCCUGUUGGUGCUGAGUUCCUUCCCUCGUUUUGUCGCCCCUCUAAAUUACUCUCUUCUUGCUGUCUCGGUGACCACCCUCCGUCCAGUACCCAAACCAGGCCCUGUUCACACAUACCGAUCUGUCAUAAUGUUCUUCGCUACUUUUAUGCAUAACCAGCCCUGAAUGUCUAGCUGUUGUGGGGGCUGCAGCCUCACCCUGGAGCAGACUGAUUUGGUGACUCCAUGGCAACCGAGGUGAAGGUGACUGGGCAGAACCAGGAGCAAUUCCUGCUGCUGGCAAAAUCUGCCCGUGGAGCUGCCCUGGCUAGCCUUAUCCAUCAAGUACUGGAAGCCCCUGGCAUUUAUGUUUUUGGGGAACUUCUUGACAUGCCCAAUGUUCGAGAGCUUGCAGACAGUGAGUUCUCCCCUGUGUUCCGCCUGCUCACCGUCUUUGCAUAUGGGACGUAUUCAGAUUACCUGGCUGAAGCUGGGAAUCUGCCUCCCUUAACCGAAGCUCAGAAGAACAAACUGCGCCAUCUGUCUGUGGUCACGUUGGCUUCCAAGCUUAAGUGCAUCCCUUAUUCGGUGUUGCUGGAACAGCUCCAGUUGAAGAAUGUGCGCCAGCUGGAGGACUUGGUGAUCGAGGCGGUGUAUGCAGAUGUCCUGCGGGGCAGCCUAGACCAGCGCAACCAGCGACUGGAGGUGGAUUACAGUAUCGGGAGGGAUAUCCGCAGGGAGGAGCUCAGCGCUAUCACCCGCACCCUUCAGGAAUGGUGCCAGGGCUGUGAGGUGGUCCUUUCCAGUAUUGAAGAACAAGUUAGCCGAGCUAAUCAACACAAAGAGCAGCAGCUAGGUCUGAAGCAGCAGAUUGAAAGUGAGCAGGUGGCAAAUCUGAAGAAGACAAUUAAGGUGACCACGGCGGCAGCGGCGGCGGCAACAUCACAGGAUCCCGAACAGCAUCUAUCAGAACUGCGGGAGCCGGUGCCGGGCACCAACCAGCGCCAGGCCAGCAAAAAGGCUUCCAAAGGCAAAGGGCUCCGAGGCAGCGCAAAGAUCUGGUCAAAAUCAAACUAGCAGGACUGCUGACUGGGGAGGAUGAACAGUUGUCCCACGUUUGGUGCUUUCUUCUCCAACCUGGAUGUAUUUUCUGUGCAAUGCACCCCCCCCCCCAAUACCCAAUCUUCUCUUUCCCCCCACUCUGGAUAUAUUCAGCUCUUCUCUCAUUUUGCUGCCCUUUACUAAUCCUUUACAGAUCUUUUUUGUUUUGAAUGUUUUAAGCUUUUUACUAUUUUGCCUAGUUUCUCUUUGUUUUCCCCCCAUUCCCAUUCUCUGUGGUGCAUUUUAAAGAGCCAUAACAUGAGCUCUGUUUCAAUUACAUUUUCACCAACAAAAUAUUGUGGAAGCCUGGGUGGAAAUGAACCUAGCACCAAGUAGCUGCUUGGGUUCUCUGGGACACUGGUGCUGGGACACAGCUUGACAACUCAGCUUUUUGCUUUGCUGGGUUCAGUGGGGAGGGGAUGCGUGAGUGAAUAUUGGAUGGAUUUUUAAAAAUAGUAUAAAAUAUAAAGUGAUUUAAAGAAUAAAUCUAUGGACAUAUCUACAAA
Molecule: messenger RNA, 1624 nt
Organism: Varanus komodoensis (Komodo dragon)
Lineage: Eukaryota; Metazoa; Chordata; Lepidosauria; Squamata; Varanidae
Gene: COPS7A
Product: COP9 signalosome subunit 7A
Exons: 8
Coding region: 264-1094 (276 amino acids)
Biological process (GO): COP9 signalosome assembly
Cellular component (GO): COP9 signalosome
Source: RefSeq, a predicted model, not a curated record